UUUGGGCUUAAUUGCAAAAUGGUGUUAGAAAACUGGAACAUAACGACCGUAUGGUGGCUUCGAAGGACAGCUUAUGACCGACUGACAAACCAUCGUACAAUGGGCGUCUUUGUGUUGUCUGCCGUGUGGCAUGGUUUCUACGGGGGAUACUACUUAACGUUCUUUACAAGUCAGUUAUUCGUGGAAGCUGCUCGAGCGGUCCGACGAACUUUAAGAGAAAAGUUUCAGAAGACGCCGCUUGCAUCACGKGCUUAUGACGUCAUCACGGCCUUAACGACUGCUUUGUUUCUUGUGUACGCAACAAUCCCCUUUGCUCUGCUCGACCUGUGGGCGGGGAUUCGUUUUUGGAGAUCGAUGUACUUUUUUGGUCACGUGAUGGCUAUUCUAGCCCUUGUAAUAUGUCGGAGAAAAAGCAGCCAAUCAAAACCUUCAAUAGAAAAGACGAAAUCGACGGAUACAAAUCAAAAUGGCGUCGCUUGGACUGACAAGACGAAGAGUCAAUAAACUGAAGAGUAAAGACGAAGAGCUAGAUCUAGCUCGAAUUCUCGUUGUAAAUUUUUUAUGUAAUUAGUUUACGAUGCUAUUGCACAUUUGUAGUAGGUGGUGAGAUUGGCUCUUGUUAGGUAUUUCGGGUUGUUUUUGCUCGCUUAUUUUGUUUGUUUGUUUUCUUUAAUUUAUUAUUGCUAUUUGUUGUUUUUAUACAUAUUUAUUGAACAAUUUUAAAAUAUAUUUCAUAAUUACAGAUUUAAAAACUUAAACUUUGACAAUGACAUUGUGUUCGCAAGUCAAUGAAAACCGCGCUAAAAGCUAUGCAUUUUUAGUGUUUGCACGGCCUGAUAGUUUCAAAUAGACUUGGAAAACAUUUGGUCUUACUUCGUACACAUUUUUAAAUCGAGCUGAAGUUAUAAGAUUGAAUUCUUUCACAGCUUUUAUGCUGUGACGUCUCUCAAUUUGAUUUAUACUUUUAUAAAUAUCUUAAUUAUAGUUUAUAAAUUUUUAGGAAGUUACCACUUCCAAAA
Molecule: messenger RNA, 1019 nt
Organism: Exaiptasia diaphana
Lineage: Eukaryota; Metazoa; Cnidaria; Anthozoa; Actiniaria; Aiptasiidae
Product: membrane-bound O-acyltransferase domain-containing protein 2
Biological process (GO): lipid modification
Cellular component (GO): membrane
Molecular function (GO): acyltransferase activity
Source: RefSeq, a predicted model, not a curated record